Molecule: messenger RNA, 700 nt
Organism: Pyrgilauda ruficollis (rufous-necked snowfinch)
Lineage: Eukaryota; Metazoa; Chordata; Aves; Passeriformes; Passeridae
Product: hormone-sensitive lipase-like
Exons: 2
Biological process (GO): cholesterol metabolic process; triglyceride catabolic process
Cellular component (GO): cytosol
Molecular function (GO): sterol ester esterase activity; triacylglycerol lipase activity
Source: RefSeq, a predicted model, not a curated record
AGUCCAAACCAGUCCAAACCAGUCCCUCCCACCAUGGACCUCCUCCAAUCCCUCCAACUCCUGGCCCGCGACAACCUCGCCUUCUUCUCCCCUCCCGGCGGCGCCGCCGCCGCCACCGCCGGCACCUCGCGCCGUUUCGCCGACGCUUUCUCCGCCCUCCUCCACCACGGCCGCCAUCUUGGCCCCGCCCUGGCCCACCUGGCCCAGGUGGCCCCGAAUUACGACCUGGACGAGGCCACGCCCGGCAACGGCUACCGGAGCCUCAUCGAGGUGGUCCAAGUUUGCCUGGACCGCGCCGUGGAGCGCAGCCGUUACGUGGCGGCGCAUCGCAAAAGUCUCUUCUUCCGCGCCGGCGCCAACGCCGCCGAGAUCGAGGCGGUGGCGGCGGCCUUGGGGCAGCUCAGGGCUUUGCUGGUGUUGGCGGCCAAGAUGGCGGAGAUCUCCAAGCCCGGGUGUCUCUUCCCCGAUGGAGAGAAGGUCAGGAAGGACCAGGAGGAGGAGGAGGAGGAGGAGGAGGAGGAGGAGGAGGAAGGCAUCAGCGAGGUGGUGCUGCGGGAGUACAGCACCAUGCACAACGGCUGCUUCUACGGGAGGUGCUUGGGCUUCCAGUUCGUGCCGUCGCUGCGGCCGUUCCUGCAGACCUUGGCCAUCGGCCUCGUGUCCUUCGGCGAGAAUUACCGCGAGCGCGACCCCGGCAUCG